Molecule: messenger RNA, 867 nt
Organism: Geodia barretti
Lineage: Eukaryota; Metazoa; Porifera; Demospongiae; Tetractinellida; Geodiidae
Source: the annotation of a GenBank genome assembly
GGCGUCAUGGCAGGAGAGGACAGGGAGAUUCAUCCGUCUCCAGAAGACCUGGAGUUUAGCGGACCUGUUCAGUGUCCCAUAGACAGAUGUGGGAAGGAGCUGCCCAGCUCUGCCUGCCUCCGCAUGCACGUGACUCGCCGCCAUCAGGGCAAACCGCUGGCAAGAGCGCCAGGCAGCCUCGUUAGGGAGGGCUGUGCUGCCUUCUACUGUCCCGUGAGAAGCUGCAACAGGAGCAAAGAAGGGGGACAACCGUUUCAGAGGCGGGGGCAGCUCAAACAGCACUACCAGACGAUGCACGGAGAGAAAAACUACUCGUGUGAUAAGUGCGGCAAGAGGUUUGCUCUCAGAGACGCAUGCAGCAGACACGAGCAGGAGUGUCAACAGAAGAUUGUCUGCUCUUCAUGCGGGCUGGAUUUCAGAAGCCGAAACGCCCUCUAUCAGCAUGCCAAACGAAAGGGGCACACCCUCCCGAGUGGAAAGAAACAGACAGUGCGGAGGCCUUCAAACCCUCUGAAUGUUGUAUUUGUACCUGUCCCAACCAGUAUAAAACUGGUUGUACCUCUUCCAGAUAAAGGCAGGGUGGUCUCAAGUGCCACUCAGACCAAUGAAGAGAUGCCCACUGUUGGCACGCCGGCCAAACUAGCACCAGAAGUGGAGCUCCAGUCUUCCAGUAGUCAGACUACCCUCUCUCCCCUCUCUCCCUCCUCCUCCUCCUCUUUUAAUCACAACCAGCUCCUCCGCUCACCCUCAGAGCUCCUCAGCCUGGGCACACAGACUAACUUGUCUCCUCCCCCGGCCCCUCGAGCCAACACCUCUCUCGUGGUUUCGACCCAGACGCUCUCUGCCCAGUUAUCUGACUUUGGGACC